UGGCUCUGAGGAGCAAGCCAAAGAUAAACACGUAGCCAGACUGUCAGGGGCGAGGAGAAAAUAUAAAGAGUGUGCGCCGCGAAACCAACAAAAUGGAAUAACUUCUAAGAAUAUAGGUACUUCAGCAGCCAAGAAAACAUUCGUCAAAUUACCCGAGGAGCAACUCUUCCGCAGACAUCGUGUCGUAUCUGUUGCCGAGUCCAGAAUGGUGCGAGCAGCCUUGGUGACUGCCACCAGUCUAGCACUGACUGGUGCUGUGGUGGCACAUGCUUACUUCCUCAAACACCAGUUUUAUCCAACUGUGGUCUACCUCACCAAGAGCAGCCCGAGCAUGGCGGUGUUGUACAUUCAGGCCUUUGUGCUGGUGUUUCUGCUGGGAAAGUUCAUGAGGAAGGUCUUUUUUGGACAGCUAAGAGCUGCAGAAAUGGAGCACCUGAUCGAGCGCUCGUGGUAUGCGGUGACCGAGACGUGCCUGGCAUUCACCGUGUUCAGGGAUGACUUCUCCCCUCGCUUUGUGGCCCUCUUCACCCUCCUACUCUUCCUUAAGUGCUUCCACUGGCUGGCAGAGGACCGGGUGGACUUUAUGGAACGGAGUCCUAACAUAUCUUGGGUGUUUCACUUAAGAGUACUAUCUCUCAUGGCUCUGCUGGGGAUCUUGGACUUCCUCUUUGUCAACCACGCCUGCAACAGCAUCAUUACCCGAGGAGCAUCAGUCCAGCUUGUUUUUGGAUUUGAGUAUGCCAUCCUGCUGACUAUGGUGCUGACUACCUUCAUCAAGUACGUUCUGCACACAGUUGACCUGCAGAGUGAAAACCCCUGGGACAAUAAGGCCGUCUACAUGCUCUACACUGAGCUCUUCACUGGUUUCAUUAAAGUGCUCCUCUACAUUGCCUUCAUGACCAUCAUGAUAAAAGUCCACACCUUCCCCCUGUUCGCCAUUCGACCCAUGUAUCUGGCUAUGAGGCAGUUCAAGAAAGCUGUAACAGAUGCUAUCAUGUCUCGAAGGGCCAUCCGCAACAUGAAUACACUAUACCCUGAUGCUACUCCUGAAGAUCUGCAGGCCUCUGACAAUGUGUGUAUAAUCUGCCGAGAGGAAAUGGUCACUGGUGCCAAGAAACUGCCAUGUAAUCACAUUUUCCACUCCAGCUGCUUGCGCUCCUGGUUCCAGAGGCAGCAGACCUGUCCCACCUGUCGCAUGGACGUCCUCCGAGCCUCCAACAACAACAACCAGACACCAGCCCCAGCCCAGGCCCCACCCCCUGCCCCAGCACCCCCUGCCAAUGCCCCUGCAGCUCCACCCGCCAACGUGGCUCCCGGCAUGUUGCCUGGCUUCCCUCCUGGCUUCUUUCCCUUCUGGGGUCCUUUCCCUGCUGUGCCUCCCCCUCCCCCUGCUCCUGCUGCAGCCACUGCAGCUCCAGCUGCUGCUGAUGCUCCACCAAGCACCACCGAGGCUGCGCAGACAGCAGGUACCAGCCAACCAUCUUCCUCCACGACAGACUCGUCUACUGGAGCUUCAGCUGCCGCCGCCGCCGCUACUGCUGCUGCUCCAGGCUCAGCAAUUCCCGGGUUUCCCCUCUCCUUCCCUCCCCCUCCCUUCCCCACCCCUCCCUGGCUGCCCAUGCCUCCACCUCCACCUUUUGUGUCGUCGAUGCCCCCUCCUCCUCCGUCUCUGUCACGGCUGUCUGAGGACGAGCUGAGGGAGCUGGAGGCAGAAGGGAGGCGGGGCCUUGAGGCCAGACUGCAGUGUCUGCAGAACAUCCACACGCUGCUGGACGCCGCCAUGCUCAACAUCCACCACUACCUCACCACCGUGGCCACACUCACUCCUCCCCGGACAGAAGCUGCCACUGGAGAGGCCAGUGAGACGAACCCUGUGUCAUCGAGCCCUGCAGCUGGAGGCAGCACCAGCACUCCCAGCCCGGACAAGGAGAAGAACAAGGACUCCUCCAGCUCUGAGCAGGUGGGCGGAGCUACAGCCCUGUCAGAGCCCGGCGACUCCACCGCCACCGCCUCAGACACGGAACGAAAAGAAAAGCUGGAUGACGGAGCAGCGGAGGAGGACGGGGAACCCAACGCCGCCGAGCUGAGGCGCCGCCGCCUCCGGAAGCUGGAGACGCCGACGUCAUCGCCCCCUCCAGAUAACUGAACGAUGCGCCGUGACUCGGACAUGUGGCUCUGGACCAACAGGAACUCUGGAGACAGAUCACGUGUUGAUGGAUGAUCGCUUUGGUUCUUCAGGGCAUCUCCUGGUUGCGGCUCUGGCCUGGUGCAGGCUCAGGUUUUCAACUGUGUCCAGCUGGACUCAGGCUGCUGGGAGAUGCUUCUGGUUCUGUUUGUGUGUCAGACAGCAAUAGCACGGCCCCUUUUUUUUUUUUUUCCUGUUGUUUUCACAGCUUUUAUUUUUGUCUCCAGAAUGACGACUGCAAUAAGCAUACCACCAGGGUUCAGCAGAUCGAUCACACACAUCUCAGACAUAUUCAGUCAGCGUGAGGGAGACAGGGUUUGAUUUGUGUUUGGUAGUUGUACUGUCCAGGUCUUUGCUUGCACUUUGUCUUUGGGUUAAUUCAGCUUUGUUCAGUAUAAAGGUGGUCGCACCAUUGUGUUACACUCGGAUCAGUCAGAUCCAAUGAUCCUGGAUUUCUUUUCUUUGUCAUUUUUCAGUUUCUUCUGGAGAUGUUGCCACUGCAGAUGUUGUAACAUACAGAUGAAUGUGUACAUACUGUAUAAAGAGUUUUAAUAGGAUGAUCUGUACAUACUGCAGAAUAAACUGUUUGACUGAA
This is a messenger RNA of Sphaeramia orbicularis (orbiculate cardinalfish), 2780 nucleotides long. RefSeq names its product synovial apoptosis inhibitor 1, synoviolin (gene syvn1). The record is from RefSeq and is a predicted model, not a curated record. The transcript has 16 exons. NCBI's taxonomy places the organism in Eukaryota, Metazoa, Chordata, Actinopteri, Kurtiformes, Apogonidae. Gene Ontology annotation, molecular function: ubiquitin protein ligase activity. Gene Ontology annotation, cellular component: endomembrane system. The coding region runs from base 206 to 2146 and encodes 646 amino acids. Gene Ontology annotation, biological process: ERAD pathway; proteasome-mediated ubiquitin-dependent protein catabolic process.